UUUCUGUUGACUUUUGUCAAAACUCUCGACUUCUAUAUUAAAUCUAUAUUUCACAAGUAAAACGGCAAGACAAGCAAUCUAUAUCGCUUGGAAUGUGCACUAUGGACAGCAGAACAUAGACUGAUCUCUAGCCACCUUGGAAAUACCUUAGAAAGAUCAAGAAAAAUGCAAAAUAUUCUGCAAAUAUUUGCACUUUUAUUGGGUUUUUUGGGUUGUGGGUCUGCUGUAUUAUCAUUAUAUAAUCACUAUUGGAAAGUGUCUACAGAUGAUGAUAGUGUCAUUAUCACCUCCAACAUCUUUGAGAACCUCUGGAUGUCCUGUGCAGAUGACUCUUCUGGCACUUUCAGUUGUCGGGAUUUUCAGUCCUUGCUUGCUUUACCAGGUUACAUCCAAGCAUGUCGUGCACUAAUAAUUACAUCCAUUGUGCUUGGCACAUUUGGGCUGGUAGCAACUCUGGUAGGUAUGCAGUGUUUCAAAAUAGGAGGAGGCAAUUACAUAAUGAAGAGUAGAAUCGCUGGAGCUGGAGGUGUGUUCUUCAUACUGCAAGGUCUGUGCACAAUGACUGCAGUGUCUUGGUAUGCUUUCAAUAUCACUCAGGAAUUCUUUGACCCGCUUUACCCAGGAAUAAAGUAUGAAAUUGGAGAAGGGCUGUACAUUGGUUGGAGUUCAGCCACGCUGGCUUUAUGCAGUGGUAGUUGCUUGCUGUGUUCCUGUGGAUUGUGCACCCCGAUGGGGAAAAAGUCAUUCCGUCAAUCCCAUCUUCAGGACUUCAGAUCUUCACACCAGCCUCAAUCCAUUAAUAUUGUUCCAACAGUUUCUACAACAUCUCACUAUCUUUCAAGGCAAUAUGUUUAGUUAAUGCAAUGAAUUAGUCAGACCAUCAAAAUCGCUAGGGCACUUCAGCUCAUUUUGAAAGGGCACUUUCUAUCUAAGACUAAAAAGGGCAUGUGCACUGCACAGGUUGAAAACUAUGUGUGCAUGUGCCUGUGGACAAGAACGGUCACUUUUUUUUAUGUUAACAUGUUCUGAAGUUUUCUGGAUAAGUUAUGUAAAUGUCUUUUGAAAGAAUUUCUUUCUUUCUUUCUUUUUUAACAAUUAAUGCUGAAAAGGCAUGGCCACUAUUUUUGUGCCUGAACCUUAUUGAAUAUACAUUUGUAGGAGUUGCAAGAAUCUGAGAGCUCACUGAUCCUCCAAAGGCAAAUCCAGAAAGGUACCAAAACAUUCCUAAAAAAGUGGAAGUUAAUUUUGAGAGCACGCAACUUCAUUUCUACGUUUCGAGUCUGGCCAAACUGGAUGAAUGUGCACAUGCCAACAUCAUUAGGUACCCAAAACAGCUGCCUGAUGUUAAGUCCUAUAGGUGUUUUUGUUUUGUUUUUUUUUUACUUUGUGUACAAAAUAUUUAUUGUUGUUCCUCAGACUGUCCGAAGCUUCUUAGGUAAAUUACUUUUAAUGGUAUAUGAAGUUUUGCAUUCAAGCAGUCAAUUGUCUUGAAAAUAUAAAACUCAGCCUAAAUUAUUCAUUUGCACAAGUGUACUUAAAGCAAAGAUUUUCACGAGUGCCCUAAAAACUAUUCCACAAUUUAUUCAUCGCAUACGUAAACUAGCAAUUUAAAUCAAUUAAUAAAUCACACACAAACAUGUUUUGUCGUAAGAUGCCCCCUUUUGUUAAAAAUAAAAGCUCGAUGAUAGUACAAAUAAUAAUACCAUUAUAAAUCUAGAUCAUGACAAUAAUCCAGAAACUAGUCACUGACAAAGAAUGCUACAAUAAGGGUUCUGCUUUCCACACUUGCCACUAUACGACAACUUGUGCUAUGCUUGGUAUAUACUGCUUUGGUCGGUACGCAAAUGAGAUUUUAUGUCUGUGUAUGCAAAAUGUCAGUUAAUCACCUACAGUGAUUUUGCAAUUCCCAUUUUCAUUUAGUUAAUCUAGUUUUUUUUUUUAUAUAUAUAUAUUCACAGAUCAGUUAAUAGGCUAAGAUCAGUAUUGCUGUAACUAGAUCUAACAAAUUCUUACUACUCUUUUAACAAAGGAGUAUAUGCCCUGCUGAAAGAUGAUUACCCCAGCAAUAAAUACAAAUGUUAUCAAAGUAAAGUUCAGUGAAUAACCACUGCUUCUGAUGGGACCAUGUAAAUAUAUUAUUAAAGCUAAUAAUAAAGACAAUCCAGAAUUGUA
Molecule: messenger RNA, 2172 nt
Organism: Danio rerio (zebrafish)
Lineage: Eukaryota; Metazoa; Chordata; Actinopteri; Cypriniformes; Danionidae
Gene: cldn15b
Product: claudin 15b
Cellular component (GO): membrane; bicellular tight junction; plasma membrane
Molecular function (GO): structural molecule activity
Source: RefSeq, marked provisional